Mya arenaria is the source of this 3187-nucleotide messenger RNA. Its product is annotated as heat shock 70 kDa protein 12A-like. Bases 58 to 1875 code for a protein of 605 amino acids. The record is from RefSeq and is a predicted model, not a curated record. The transcript has 6 exons. NCBI's taxonomy places the organism in Eukaryota, Metazoa, Mollusca, Bivalvia, Myida, Myidae.
UUUCUCCAAAAGACUUACAAAACAAAAAUGUGAAAAUCAAAUAUUCAAUUUGGGAAAAUGGCUUUGAUAGUUGCGAGUAUAGAUUUUGGAACAGCACAAUCGGGCUGGUGUUUUUCAUCGAAGAACGAUUUUAAACAAAAUCCUACACAUGUCUCUGCAAAACAAUGGAACGCAGGUACCGGGAUAUCUCUUAAAGCUCCGACAUGCAUUCUUUUGAAUCAGAAUAUGAAAGUUAUAGCUUUCGGAUACGAAGCAGAAACGAAGUUUGCAGAGCUUGCUAAAGAUAAGAAACAUGCAGAUGGGUACUACUACUUCAAAAAAUUCAAAAUGGUAUUGUACAAUCAAAAGAAAGUUCCUGGCAAUUUUCAACUGGAAGACGAAAAUGGAAAGAAAUUAAACGCAAAGAUUGUUUUUUCUAAGGCAAUAGCAUACUUAAAAAACCAGUUAUUAGAAAUGGCACAAGGCAGAAUAAUGGGUGGAAAAAUAGAAAACGACAUUAGCUGGGUAAUUACUGUUCCAGCUAUCUGGUCAAAUGCUGCCAAACAAUUCAUGCGGGAGAGCGCAAAUGAGGCAGGAAUACCAGAUGAAAGACUCAGCCUUGCUUUGGAACCGGAAGCAGCCUCCUUGUAUUGUCGGCAUAUACCAGUAGAAAAGUCUGGCGAACCAGUGGGAAAAUCUGGGUCAGCGGAAAUGUCCAGCGGGACGGACGAAAUGUCUGACGAAGUAAAAAUGUCCGCCGUUAAUGAUGGCGCAGUAGUUUCGUCAUUCAAACCAGGAAGAGUCUACAUGGUAGUCGAUGCUGGAGGAGGAACUGCGGAUAUAACCGUGCAUGAAGUUGCCAAGGGUGGAAAGCUAAAGGAAAUUCACACGGUCAGUGGAGGACCAUGGGGGGCUACAAAGGUCGACGAAGCAUUUUGUAAACUUUUGGAUGACUUGCUAGGGAAAGGCAUUCUGUCUAAACUCAAGAUGGAAAACAUGGACGAUUACAUCACUCUACUGAGGGAUUUUGAAUUUAAGAAAAGAGAAAUCGAUUACGAUGAAGGACACAUAACUAUUAGGAUUCCCUUCAGUUUGAUCGAGCUUGUUCAAAGAAAUGGACAUGCAGGAAUUUUAGAAGCCAUACAAGCAUCCCCAUAUGCACAUGACAAUGACAUUAAAACCGCAGACAAGGAUAAAAUAAGAGUAGGAAAAACGCUUGCACGACGUGUUCUGUUUGAAUCAGUCAAACAAAUGUGUACACACGUGCAGGGAAUUUUAGACAAGCCAGAAUUAAAAUGCUGCUCAGCAAUAUUAUUAGUAGGAGGGUUUUCAGAGUCGCCCGUUUUGCAAUCAGACUUUCGAAAGAGUUUCAGCAAGUACAAUAUUCUGAUACCUGAUAACCCUGGGAUGACCGUAAUGAAAGGAGCUGUGGUGUUCGGGCAUAGAAGUAAAGAUAUACAAUCAAGAGUUGUCCAGUACACCUAUGGAUUGAAGGUGUAUAAAGAUUUUGACCCCGCCUUGCACCCAUUUGAAAGGAAGACUAAAGCCAGCAAUGGAAAGGAAAAGGCUAGAGGUUGCUUUGAUAAAAUUAUAGAAAUUGGUCAGUCAGCUUCGUCAGAGCGUCCCGUAGUUUCGCGUUCUCUUCAGCCGACUGGUGAUUUCAAAUCAUUUGAUGUGAAGCUGUAUGCAUCAACCGAUAAGAAUCCACAAUAUGUCGACCAGCCAAACUGUUUUCUAAUGGGGGAAUUUAGUGUUAAUUGUCAAACUUCGGAAGGAAAAGUCGGGUCUGCUACAGUUGGUUUAAUAUUUGGAGACACUGAGUUGAAAGUUACUGCAAAGCGUGAUGAUACAGGCGAGGAAACGACAAAGUUGUAUUACUACAACUUUGACUGCUAAAUUGCUGAAUGAAUACAUUCGAUAGUACACCAUGGCCGGUCCGUUUGAAUAAGAAGCUGACACACGAACACUUCUUUAAUAUUUUAUAACUAGUAUGAUAGUUCCUACUUUGCCAUUCACGUUUAUAUUACUAAAAAUACACAUACGAUUAAUAUGCAUGUAUAAAAGAUUUGUUCAUGGUAUUAUUCGGUAUGUUUCGCAUUUGGCUCUUACUUUUCUUUUCUUACAUUUAUUGAUAAUUCAAUGACAACUUCAGAAACAAGCCAAGCAGCCAAACAUUCAAAUAUGAACCCUGUUAGGAGACACAAUGUUUAGGCCAAAACGACACUGAACGAAUGACGCAUACGUACUAACACCACAAACAGACCACAAACGCAUCAAAAUAGCUUCAUUAAGACAUGAUGGGACUACCGCCUUGGAAUUAUCAGUAAAACAAGUUAACUGCAACACAAGUUUACAAGGGAUUUAAACGGGUUUAUAUGUGCAUAAUCUAUCACUUGCCCUAACAUUUAUCAAUGCUAACUAACCUAUAAAUAUUACCUUUAUAUUAAGCAACGGACAAUACCAAUAAAGCAUGAUGAAAUAUUCAGUUUAAGGGCACAGCCUCAUUUAAUAUUUACCCCCGAUUCUUUAUCUCGUACUCUGAAAUAAAAAUAUACUUUUGUGUUAACAGACUCAAAUCAAAUUAGUCUUAAAUAUCAGAUUUUUUACAAAAGCUAAAAGGUAUUGUUGACUAUCUUUCCAUAUUAAUCGAGCUUACCAAAUAUGCCCGCAUUGCAUGUUAGCUGGGGCUUUAAGACUUUUAUAGUCAGUUGUCUUAGUAAAAUGAAGAAAAGUGGAAAAACACGCUUUCGAUUUUUAAUCCAGUCGUUUCUGGACAUUUUACGGGGCCUAAACAUAGGUAAUUCGCAUCAUACUUAUACUUAUUGUGUGUUUCUGUAGAUGCAUUGAAUCAUACAUACUCAAAACGGCCACUACCACUUAUUCAAUUGUAUACAAUAACAUGCAUAAAACCCCAGGCCCACGCACAUAUACACACACACGCAAACACGCAAACACACUCAAUACACGCUUCUAUAGUUCUUUAUAUAUUUAUUGAUACUGUAAUGUUCAACUUGUUCAUGAUAUAUCCAUAUUGUCAAUGAUAGGCCAUCAGACCACUAUACUUGUUUUACAUUUUGCCAGUACGAUUGUUUGUCCACAAUCUCAGUCCUGUUGUUAUGUAUUUCUCAUAUUGUUUCUUUUUAUUCAUUUGCAGAUCUGUAAUUUGUUUGUGAUUUAUAUAAUUAUUUAUUAUACGGUUCUUAUGUUG